CCAAGCUAUUGCGGAGAAAAGGAGGACUAGGAAACGAUGGGGAGAGAAGGAACGUAAUGGCUGGGACGCUGACGCCACGUGGCAAAGCGAUCGGGCCCGGUACAUCUUCUUCGCGGGUUAAGCUGGAACGUGCUAACGCGCCUCCUCGCAUUGCGAUUGACCUCGGUACUUCGUCUUGUUCGGUGGCGGUGUGUCAGAAUGGGGUGGUCCGUGUCAUACCGGACUCGUCGGGGAAGCUCUCGACUCCAUCCCUUAUCGCAUUCACGGACAGGAAACGUUUAGUGGGAGGGCAAGCACAGAGUCAGGUGCUGCGUAAACCCGAAAACUUGCUUUACGAGGUGAAACGCCUUAUCGGACGCGAUUACGACUCGAUUACAGAGGAGGAGAAGAAAUGGUGGUCGUUCACCGUCCUUAAGGGAGAAUCCGGCGAGGCGUUGCUGGAAGUGAAGAGUGAAUUACUGUCUUCUUUAAUCAGCAACCGUGGAAAUCAGGUCAGCGCAAGUAGUGAGAGUCAGUUUCAGCACAAAGAGGUCUGCACUUCUGAAGCACAGGAAGCGGGGCCUUGUGUGCAAGAUGAUGGCAAGAGGCGCUUAGCGCCUGAGCAGAUUUUAGGGAUGCUUCUGGCAAAAAUGAAGAGUGAUGCCGAGACGUUUCUCGGGUGCAAAGAGCUGGAGGCGGCAGUCAUUACCGUUCCAGCACUCUACUCCGAUAGGCAGCGAUCAGCGACCAAACUGGCGGCCGAGAUCGCUGGUUUUAAAGAUGUGCAAUUAGUGAGUGAAUCGACAGCGGCUGCUUUGUGCUACGCCGAGCAUGCGGGACUUACCUCCUCAGGCCGCAGCGACGGUGUCGCUGAAGAAUGUCAACUGGGCGAAGAAGAUCAUCCGCGAGGCGUGAAGCUGCUCAUGAUCGCGCUGGGUGGAGGUAACUUUGAAGUUGCCGUCGUUACUAUCGUCGGGGGGUCGCUCACCGUGGACUCCGUGAACGGCAAUCCAAGUCUCGGAGGCAUGGAUUUCGACCACAAAAUGAUGGAACUGAUACUCCAUCGCGUGCGAGAGCAGUUUGGUCCGACUCCGGCGAUAAACGCCAGCACGUUGUGCGGACUGAAGACGGCGAGUGAAAAAGCGAAAGAAGAUCUGAGUACCCUACAGGACGUCCUGGUUGACGUUGAGUUCCUCCUCGGCGGCGAUAACGACAACAAGGUAAGCAUCCGCCGAGCUGAAUUUGAGAAAAGGUGUAAGAGUUUGCUGGACGAGUGCAUGGAUUGCGUCCGUCGACUCUUAAAGGACACGAAGACUAAGAAUAACGAGGUGAGCGACGCUGUGUUUGUCGGUGGGUCAGCACGCAUUCCAAAGGUCUUCCAGAAGUUUAACAAGGUCUUCCACUUGGAGCCAAAGGCGCACCCUUGUCAAGACGAAGCCAUUGUGCGAGGCGCAGCGCUCUUUGCUGUUUGGAGCCAACAGGUUACAGAGACACAUGCGACAAUCAUUGAGUAUUAUGAUCGGAGAGAAAGGACUAACUUCUAUUUUCAACAGCGCAAGAGGCCGGUUAGCCACGUAUUGCCGGCUCUCAGUUUUUGGACGCGUGAUCCACAGGAUGAUCAGAUGUGUCUGGAGUUAUUUGAGCGGAGAGGAGACAAAGGAGAAGUGGUACGAGUUGGCAAAAUAUUUGUGAGAGUAGGGAAGCAUAACGUCAGCCCUCUUCUCCCUCUUCUGACCAUUGACCGAUGCGGGAUGAUGGGCCUUGACGAGGGGCAGAGUUCACUCCCUGCCGUGUUUCAUAAGUCCGGGCAACGAUCUCCGGAUGAGAUCUCUGGUUGGAGGCAGCUUGCCGAGAAGCUCAGUGUGUACGAGCGCAGAGUCGCAGAGAUGAGCAGCGCGAGGAACCAAUGGAAUAUUUACAUCAGCGAAGUGGAGAAGAGGGAGUCUUCGUGCCCGCGCUGGUUGUGGACUACUAUAUUGGAAUGGAAGCGUGAGAUUGAGCGAUGGCUUGCAAUGGAGGCAGGGAGUGGUCGUGUGGGGAUCGAGCAAUUCACCGCGCGGUUUAGCGGCUUCCAAAGGGCGUGCCAGUAUGCCUUCGGAGAUUUGUGGGCGAGGUCGAUAUCGGGCAAAAGGUUGCUAUUGGUCGAUUGCUGGGAGUCGAACGACGUUGAUGUGUGCCUGCGGAAUCUGGAGAAGGCAACGCUGGAUUUCUGUGACGUGGUCAUCUCCGUGCCGCUCAAGGAUCAUCGCAAGACAAAGGAGCGGAUCAUCGAGGGAAAGGGAAUCGAAUUCGCCGCACACAGCUUUUUGUCCAAUGCUACUCCGGCCACCGUAAAGGAUAACGGAAUCCCUUACGUCGUACUCUCGUCAGGUCCUGUGCGGCUUCCCGGCGAUGGUGAUGUUCUUUGCUUGGAAUGGAACAAGCUUGUUGGUAUGCUGGUAUCGCGAGCAGUGCAAGUUGGUCUUCAGGUCGUGCUGUGCCUCGAACAAGAUGGUUAUCGAGACGAGCCGAGCAGCUCCUUGCCUUAUGCUGUCGACGACGAGAAUCGUCGCUGUGAAGCGCAGCUCAAGGCCCUUCUACAAUCUAUCGGCCCGUCGAACUGGCGAAACAUAACUAUAGCAUAUCUCCCUCCACCUAAUUUGUGUUGGGCAAAGGAAUUGCCUAGAAAGGAAGCCGCUAACCCGCAGCAGAGUGGCGUACUUCCACGGAAGAAUGACGUACUCGACACGGUACUUCCGCAAAGGAAUGAAGUACUCGACACGGUACUUCCACGGAAGAAUGACGUACUCGACACGGUACUUCCACGGAAGAAUGACGUACUCGACACGGUUCGGCACAUACGAAAGGUGAUCGGCGACUUUGUGAGUGCGGAAGCUGCCAAGACAACGCGCAUACUCACUGGUGGAGGCGCGGCUCUGGAGCUGUGGAAUGUCCUAAUGGAGCAGGAUGAGAUUGACGGCUUUCUUUUGGAAGGUGGGUUUCGUGACUCUCGCCUCCUUAAGAGACUCCAUCAGCCCACUAGAGAGGGGACGAGCAAAGCCUUACUCUGUCGCGCAGCAGAUGGAGAUGCCAUUCUGGACCAGCGUAACAUGGAGUGUAUGCACAACGUCAGCCGGGACCUGAUGGCUGGAGAAGAGGUGGACUGGAUACCCGUGAAGUACAAAGUGACAGAAAUUAAUUUUGGAGUGCAUCGCGAUGAAGGGACUGGUUCCAUUGGGAUGGUUUGGAAGGGAGGUGCGAUUGUUCAGGACGACAACAACAACAAGGGGAAAAACCGGCGGAGGGUGAAGAUCGUCCCUAUUUUUGAGCUAUGGGAUGGAGAGAAGCUACAAGAGGGAAUAGAGAAGCAGCUUUCACCCUGGAGAGAGGAGAUCAAGCGAACUGACGAUGAAGGGGAGAAACUUGUCCUCGAAUACCGGCCUGUAUCGUGUGUGGACAUGGCAGGUAAUCUUCCUGUGGUCAUAGAGACCGCUCACGCCCUCAUCAGAAGGUGGGUUUUGACAAACACCAGCCCCGAGGUGGCACGAGCGGUGCGUAUCGUUUGUUCCUUAGACGGGCUGCCGCCAGAAACGUACAGGGAAAUCACGAGGAAUCCGAAUGUAGAUGGCGCAAGCCUGCGACUUGAUUCCGCGGGAGAUGCACAAGUGUCAGCAGGAAGUGCGCCAGCCAAUGAAUCGCAGCUUGCUGAGAGGCUCACUGUCAGGAGCGCAAGGCACCAAUGGAAGAAGUACAUCGACGAAGUGGAGAAGAAGGAGUCUUCCUGCCAACGCUGGCUGUGGAGUGUUAUAUUGGAACGGAAGCGUGACAUGGAGCGAUGGCUUGGGAGGAAGGAGGUGGAAGGUGGCUGCGUCGAGAGAGAGCAAUUUACCUCCCGGUUUGCUGAAUUCCGGAGGGCGUGCGAAUAUGCAUUCGGAGCCUUGUGGGGAAGGUCGAUGUCGGGAAAGAAGUUCUUGAUUGUUGAUUGUUGGUACUCUAGCGAAAUUAAGCAAUGCCUGCAGAAUCUUGUAGGGAGCAGAGGUCGGGAUCGGGAUCUCUGUGACGUCGUCAUCUCCAUGCCCCUCAAGGAUCUUCGCAAGACAAAGGAGCGUAUUGCGAAAACGGAGGGUAUCAGACUAGCCGUCCUGAGCCUUUCACCCCACGCCACUCCAGAUGCCUUGGCACAAAGUGGCAUUCCGUACGUGCUGCUCAAGGCAGGGCCCGCUGUAAUGGAUUCUGGCGAGAGAGAGCACCUUUGUUCUGGGUGGAACAAGAUUGUUGGUGACCAGGUGUCCCUAGCUUUGCAAGCCGGUCUUCACGUAGUGCUGUGCAUUGGCCGAAAUGAGUGCGACUAUUUGGAAGUCAGCAAUGAGGCUCGGGCUUCCGAAUUGGAGGAGGAGAAGCGCCAUUGCGAAGCGCAAAUCCGGGACAUUGUCAGUCGCGUUGGCAAGGAUUUCCGCAACAUAGCUGUUGCUUACCUUCCUCCAUCGCAUGUGCUACCUGCAGCGACGACGGAAGCCACAAUCGAAGCAGCAGCGACGACGGAAGCCACAAUAGAAGCAGCAGCGACCUUAGCGACAACCGAAGCAGCAACCAAAGCGGCUGAGGCAACAAGCCGGCCGCAGUGGGAUGCAAGCGAGACGGCUCGGCACAUAAGAUGUGUGAUUAAGGAUCUGGUGAGUGCAGAAGCGGCCGAGGAAACACGCAUCCUUAUCGGCAGAUGCGAGGAGGAGGAGUCGUGGGACACCUUCAUAAAUUUGCGGCAUGAAAUAGACGGCUUUCUUCUUGUGGCGGGGCUCCGAGACCCUCUUUUCUUCGACAAACUCGUCCGUAAAGGGGGCCCAAGCGAGAAGAUUCGUCGGGAAAGAAAGGGCAAAGUAUUGCUCUGUGGCCUGCAGGACGAAAAUGCGACCCUCAGUAUGUAUGACGUGAUCUGGCUGAGCGCCAUCACAGAGAAGCUGAUGGGCGCAGAAGAAGUAGUCUGGAUAAAGACGAAGCACAUACCGACUCUGGCAGUGAGUUCAGGAACGAGUAUGAUUACGGAAAUCAACGGCACCUACGCAUUCCUCUGGAAGGGGGGUCAUGUCACAACUGACUACAGCGGAGAGGUGGAAGAGGCACGUAAGGCGAAGAUCUUCCCCAUUUUGGAGUCGCACAACGAUAGCCGUGGACAGGAAGUAGCAGAGGCGCUAUCCCCGCAGCUCUCGGCGUUGUGGAAGGAGCUGGAGGUGAAAAAGGAUAGCGACUGGUCAGGGCUUCUUCUUGAGUACAGGCCUGCAGAUGGUGUGAACAGCGCAGAUUCGCUUCUUGAGGCCGUGGAGAGAGCUCACGCACACAUACGGGGAUGGCUUCUUGAGAACUUCGGUGCAGAGGCAGCGCAGGAGGUGCGGAUCGUAUGCUUUCUCGAAGACGAGCUGGAGUCAGAGACACGUCGCCAAAUCGUCCAUCUGCCCAAUGUAGACGGAGUAAGUCUGCAUCUUCCCGAUAGACGAACAGUCCGUAGAACGGGUCUCGCCGCCUAGAGUCUUCCCCCGAAUAACCCCCGAAUAAAACGUACGGUAAUUA
Messenger RNA from Chara braunii, 5520 nucleotides. The record is from the annotation of a GenBank genome assembly. Lineage: Eukaryota; Viridiplantae; Streptophyta; Charophyceae; Charales; Characeae.